Messenger RNA from Sporothrix brasiliensis 5110, 2022 nucleotides. RefSeq names its product ribosomal rRNA-processing protein 9. Bases 1 to 2022 code for a protein of 673 amino acids. NCBI's taxonomy places the organism in Eukaryota, Fungi, Ascomycota, Sordariomycetes, Ophiostomatales, Ophiostomataceae. The transcript has a single exon. Gene Ontology annotation, cellular component: small-subunit processome. The record is from RefSeq and is a predicted model, not a curated record. Gene Ontology annotation, molecular function: snoRNA binding; protein binding.
AUGUCGUCUUUUUUCACGGUCCCCGGAUCGCAAAAGAAACGGAAACGGGCGACUGCACCCGAAGCUCCCAAGAAGCGAGCUGCUACGACUACCUCCUCCUCCAAAGCCUCGGGCGCGUCGAGAACAGCACACGGUGCUUCUGGCAAGCAGAAGACGGCCAGGUCACGAGACGCCGCCGACUCGGCCUCCGCCUCCACAAAGUCUGGCAAGAAGCCCACGGCACGCAGCAGGAAAGAGGCUGAAGAGGAGGACGAGUCGGUGUCGGGUAGCGACUCGGACGACGACGAAUACAAUGGCCGGCCACGCGGAGGACGCGACUCGGACGACGCGGGUGACGACGACGACGACUCGGACGGCGACGAGGGCGAGACCGCUGCCGAGCGGCGACUACGGCUGGCCGAGCGCUACCUGGAGAAUGUCAAAACGGAAGUCAAGGGGGCGGCCGGUGCGGAUGGCGACAUCUACGCCUUUGACGCCGAGGACGUCGACCGUGACCUGAUUGCUGAGCGGCUGCAGGAGGAUGUGGCCGAAGCCAAGGGCCGCGUAUACCGGCAACUAGCCGGCAAAUUGGGCUUUGCACUUGCCGGCCACUGUCUGCUGCGGUGGAACGCCAAGAACGUCAAUGCCGUGGCUGUCUGCGCACCGUAUGCUUACACCGUGUCUAGCGACGUCUACCUGAUCAAGUGGCGCGUCCAGGACCGCCCCGACGAGCAGCGGCGGCAACGCGAAGAGUCGCGGCGGAAGUGGGAGGAGGAGAGGAACAAGAACAAGAACCGGAAGCGGAGCAACAAGAAGAAACAGGAGAAGAAAAACACCGAACCCGACGAGGCUGCCGAGGUGCCUGCCCGCAAGCAGCCGCAGCGGGUGCUGUUCCGCCGGGGCAAUCCAGCGCGCCGCAAGGACAAGGACUACCGUGGCCAUGUCGGCGCAAUUCUGUGCGUGGCGGCGUCGCAGGACGGCCGGUUCGUCGUGACGGGCGGUGCCGACCGGCGCAUGGUCGUGUGGGAUGCCCACUCACUCAAGCCGCUGCGCGUGUUCACGCACCACCGCGACGCCGUCACGGGCCUGGCGUUCCGCCGCGGCACCAACCAGCUGUACUCAUGCUCCAAGGACCGCACCAUCAAGAUCUGGAGUCUCGACGAGCUGGCCUACGUGCAGACGCUGUUCGGCCACCAGGACGAAAUCACCGACAUCGACGCGCUGGCCCAGGAGAAGUGCGUCAGUGUCGGCACCCGCGACCGCACGGCACGUAUGUGGAAGGUCGUCGAGGAAACACAGCUUGUGUUCCGCGGCGGCGGAACUGGCGGCAAGGGCUCGAAGAACGGCGACGGCUCGACCGCCGUCGACCCCAACUCGCUCGCCCACGAGGGCAGCAUGGACCGCGUGGCCAUGCUGGACGACGAGCUGUUUGUGACGGGCAGCGACAACGGUGCGCUGGCGCUGUGGAGCACACAGAAGAAGAAGCCGCUGCACGUGGUGCCGCGCGCCCACGGUCUGGAGCCCGUCCAGACGCACCGCGACCAGUACGACGCCGUCAUGGCGACGCCUGCUGCCCAGGCCGCCAACCCGCCACCGCCGCCGCAGCCGCGCUGGAUCACAGCGCUGCGUACCAUUCCCUACUCCGACAUUGUCUUUAGCGGCAGCUGGGACGGCUGUGUGCGCGUGUGGUGCCUCAGCAAGGACAAGCGCAAGCUGGAGCCGCUUGGCGUUCUUGGUGUCAACGAUUCGUCGAAUGCUUUGUCCACCUCCACCAGCUCCUCACCUUCCAAAUCUACCUUUUCGAUUCCCGGUGUCGUCAACGAUAUUGCUGCUUUUGAGCGUGGCGAGCGGGGACGCGAUGGCCUGAGUAUCGUGGUCGCCGUCGGCCAGGAACACCGUCUGGGCCGCUGGGGCCGACAGGCGGGUGCGCGGAACGGUGCGGUGGUGUUCGAGGUGGGCCGGCUCGAGAAGUACACUGCCGACGGCGUGAAUGGCGUGAACGGCCAUGCCAAUGGGGCAUCCGAUGACGAGGAGGAACAGUAA